GGGAGACCAGAUAUAGUGAAUGCAGGGUCCGGGGAGACCAGAUAUAGUGAAUGCAGGGUCCGGGGAGACCAGAUAUAGUGAAUGCAGGGUCUGGGGAGACCAGAUAUAGUGAAUGCAGGGUCCGGGAGACCAGAUAUAAUGAAUGCAGGGUCCGGAGAGACCGGAUAUAGUGAAUGCAGGGUUCGGGGCGAGACCAGAUAUAGUGAAUGCAGGGUCCGGGGAGACCAGAUAUAGUGAAUGCAGGGUCCGGGGAGAGCCAGAUAUAGUGAAUGCAGGGUCCGGGGAGACCAGAUAUAGUGAAUGCAGGGUCCGGAGAGACCAGAUAUAGUGAAUGCAGGGUACGGGGAGACCAGAUAUAGUGAAUGCAGGGUCCGGGGAGACCAGAUAUAGUGACUGCAGGAUC
Molecule: messenger RNA, 403 nt
Organism: Staurois parvus
Lineage: Eukaryota; Metazoa; Chordata; Amphibia; Anura; Ranidae
Source: the annotation of a GenBank genome assembly